Molecule: messenger RNA, 1090 nt
Organism: Halichondria panicea
Lineage: Eukaryota; Metazoa; Porifera; Demospongiae; Suberitida; Halichondriidae
Exons: 7
Coding region: 97-1041 (314 amino acids)
Biological process (GO): signal transduction
Molecular function (GO): protein binding
Source: RefSeq, a predicted model, not a curated record
UAGGCGUGUUCACUCCUCCUACAGGUCUAGCAGCACUUGCACUCAAGAAAGUGUAUAGACCUACGUCUACGUACAUAGCUUCACUUUUAUAAUAGUAUGUCUCUGAACUACUCUCUCGCUUUCAAUACUGAUGAGCUGAUCGACUGGUUAGCAGCCAAAGGGGUGGACUCAGAGGACUGUGCCAAGAUCAGAAAUGCUAAGUUUCGAGGAGCGUCGUUUAUCCGGAUAGAAAAGGAGGAGCACUUCAAGGAGUUGGGGAUUCCCCUAGGUGCACGCCUCCACUUGGAGGACCUAAUCAGAGAAGCCAAAGAAGAAGCUAAAGUAACAGUACCCACCACCCAACCCCCUCAAUCGGUGCAGGCGCCUACCAAGACACUAGGACCUGUUAAUGGCAAUUUAUCUGCGAGCAACUUGUGUAGAGAGCUGAAUAGUCUCAUAGAGUGGAGAAAGCUCGCUAUUGGACUAAAUCUGGGCUCGAGCGUAAUGGAGAAAAUUAGAAGAAACCAUCCCCAAGACAUCGAUGACCAGAAACUUGCUCUGUUUGGUUAUAUCGAGAAGAACUCGCGGAGCCUUGGGAUCACCUGGGCAACCAUCUGCGAGGCCCUGGAGGACUUUGAGGGAAAUCUAGCCUUUCUCCUCAGGCAGAAAUACUGUGGUGUAGAGAGGCUGUUAUCUUCAAGCUCAGAUCCAGGAUAUGAAGUCGGUAUGACCAUUGUUGAAGAUCCAAAUCAGCUCGGACUACGCCACUUGAGACCAAUCCACGAUGCUACCUACGAUGUUAGAAGCAAAUGGAGAUCGUUUGGAUUGGAACUCGAUCUAGAUCCACCGUCACUUGAAGCCAUUGAUACGCGGUACCGUGGCGAUCCGAGUGAGUGUUUCCGUGCUAUUCUGGAGAUGUGGUUGCAGAAAGAUAAAGACAGUCCAUCAUUUCCCACUCUCUUGAGUGCCCUCAGGUCCCCCCCUGUGGGUUACGCAGGACUGGCUCGAACCAUCGAAAAAAUGGACGAUGAUAAGAAGAAAAAAAUUGGUUUUCAUUUGUAGCAUUAUUAUUUUUUUAGCUUUUUGUGAAUCAGAUAUUCCUGCAUUUCAA